ACAAUAUGGAAUUUGGGGUAGAAACUGGGGCAAGCAAGAAGAAUUUAUGACUCGAAUGUGAACAGUCAUUUGGACUAUUCCUCUGCACACCUCAGUCCUAGAUCGCCUUUUCUUCUCCGGCGUGCAUUCUACCAUUCGAAUACUUCCUCAUCGCGAAGAAUUGACAAUUGGACAUCCUCCGAACUUCUUAUUCCCCAAUUGCACCGAGCGGAUACGUAACAUGUCUUUCUUCAUUGAAAACAAGUCGGUUGGUGACAGCGAAAAUGCGGAGGACUGGCGAAUUCGCGGCUACAACCCUCUCACGCCUCCCAACCUCCUACAACACGAAAUCUCACAAACGCCCAAGUCCAAGGCAACGGUCUUAGCGGGACGAAAUGAAGCGGUCAGCAUUGUGAAGGGUCAAGACCCCCAGGAUCGUCUGAUAGUUGUUAUCGGUCCAUGCUCGAUUCAUGACCCGGAGGCAGCACUCGACUACUGCCGACGGCUACUUAAGUUGAAAGAGAAAUACCAAGACGAUCUUUUGAUCGUCAUGCGGUCGUACUUGGAGAAGCCGCGCACCACAGUCGGUUGGAAAGGCUUGAUCAAUGAUCCGGACAUCGACAAUACGUUCAACAUCAACAAGGGAUUGCGGACUUCUCGACAGCUCUUCGUGAAUUUGACGGAUAUGGGCAUGCCUAUCGCAAGCGAGAUGCUAGACACGAUCUCCCCUCAGUUCCUAGCAGACUUGCUAAGCGUCGGAGCAAUUGGGGCACGGACGACUGAAAGUCAAUUGCAUCGCGAGCUUGCGUCUGGACUGUCUUUCCCAGUCGGCUUCAAGAACGGAACGGACGGUGGCCUUGACGUAGCUCUUGAUGCCAUCGGUGCAGCCAAACAUCCUCAUCAUUUUCUCUCCGUGACGAAGCCGGGUGUCGUUGCCAUCGUCGGCACGGUUGGAAAUGAGGAUUGCUUCGUCAUUCUCCGAGGGGGGAAGCGUGGCACCAAUUAUGAUGCACAAAGUAUUGCGGACACUAAGGCUCAAUUGGAGAAAUCUGGCCUGAGGACCAGGCUGAUGAUCGAUUGCUCACACGGCAAUUCGGAAAAGAACCACCGCAAUCAGCCGAAGGUGGCACAUUCAAUAGCUCAGCAGAUUGCUAGCGGUGAGGAUUGUAUCAUGGGAGUCAUGAUCGAGAGUAAUAUCAACGAAGGAAAUCAAAAGGUUCCAAAAGAGGGCAAGAGUGGCCUCAAGUAUGGAGUAUCGAUCACAGACGCCUGCAUUAGCUGGGAAGACACCGAGAAAGUCUUAGAGGAGCUGGCCACGGCGAUCAAGCGGAGAAGGGACCUGAAGGCGUCCAAAGCCAACGGCCAAUCUUAACUCCUACCAUUAUGCUGAGACGAGGCGAUGAGACGAGGCGAAAAGUUGCUGUCGUUUAUGGAGUCUGGAACGGAAAAUUAGAGUGUGUCCGCAGAUACCCGGAAUAUGAGUCGUUGCAUUCACUCUCAAGCUAUAUAUUUUUGCAUGAGAGCCGUCCCCGAGCGUCGCUAUUAAUCCCGCAUCCCACUAUGCCAUCUCUGGGUAUACUAUAUAGCCCAAUGGCAUCGUGAGCUACGAUGCCUUGCAACCGUCCUUUAGAGAGCCGACUUUACACGCAUUGGGAAUCCGAAAGGCCUGUAAUACAUGUUUGACGGGGAUAAUACAAAAUGCCCUGCAUUGGCAGUUGAUACCACUAGGCUAUGUU
Molecule: messenger RNA, 1715 nt
Organism: Eremomyces bilateralis CBS 781.70
Lineage: Eukaryota; Fungi; Ascomycota; Dothideomycetes; Eremomycetales; Eremomycetaceae
Product: phospho-2-dehydro-3-deoxyheptonate aldolase, phenylalanine-inhibited
Exons: 4
Coding region: 221-1351 (376 amino acids)
Biological process (GO): aromatic amino acid biosynthetic process
Cellular component (GO): cytoplasm
Molecular function (GO): 3-deoxy-7-phosphoheptulonate synthase activity
Source: RefSeq, a predicted model, not a curated record